Molecule: messenger RNA, 1495 nt
Organism: Carassius auratus (goldfish)
Lineage: Eukaryota; Metazoa; Chordata; Actinopteri; Cypriniformes; Cyprinidae
Product: neuromedin-B receptor-like
Exons: 3
Coding region: 53-1171 (372 amino acids)
Biological process (GO): G protein-coupled receptor signaling pathway
Cellular component (GO): plasma membrane
Molecular function (GO): neuropeptide receptor activity
Source: RefSeq, a predicted model, not a curated record
UCUCUAUCCCUCUCUCCCCAGCUGGAAGCCCUUCUAACCACUAAAACAAAAUAUGGAUAACAUUUCCUCUGAGGAUACCGUAGUUUACGAGAACUUCACAGAUGACUGGACAUCAGAUGGAGGGGAAACGGUGCAUUUCAUCAUUCAGUGCGUUAUCCCGUCGGUCUACAUACUUAUCAUAACCGUUGGUUUACUGGGCAACAUUACUCUUGUGAAAAUAUUCAUCACUACCAGCGCGAUGCGAAGUGUGCCAAACAUUUUCAUCUCAAGCUUGGCCGUGGGAGAUCUUUUGCUUUUAGUCACUUGUGUACCAGUGGACGCGUUCAGGUAUUUCUACGAGGAGUGGAUUUUUGGAACGGUGGCUUGUAAGAUGAUCCCGGUGAUCCAGCUCACCUCGGUCGGAGUCUCCGUGUUCACUCUCACGGCACUAAGCGCGGACAGACACAAAGCUAUUGUGAAUCCCAUGGACAUCCAGACCUCCAGCGCAGUGUUCUGGACCUGCUUGAAGGCUGUCACUAUAUGGGUUGUCUCAGUGCUGCUGGCUAUCCCUGAGGCGGUCUUCUCGCAGGUGGUUCAUAUGCCAGACAAGAACAUGACAUUCACCGCCUGUGUACCGUAUCCACUCUCCAACGAGAUGCAUCCUAAGAUUCACUCCAUUAUGAUAUUCCUUGUCUACUUCCUCAUCCCGUUGAGCAUUAUCUCUGUUUACUACUACCACAUUGCGAGGACACUUAACAAGAGUGCUCAUGAUAUGCCAGGUGAGAUUAGUGAGCACUCCAAAAGACAGACGGAAACGAGGAAGCGUCUAGCCAAGAUCGUUUUGGUUUUUGUGGGCCUCUUCGCGCUUUGCUGGUUCCCCAACCACGUUCUCUACAUGUACCGCUCAUUCAACUAUCGACAGAUCGACUCUUCACUGUCACACCUCAUCAUCACGCUUGUGGCGCGUGUGUUGAGUUUCUCCAGCUCCUGUGUGAACCCAUUUGCCCUGUACCUACUGAGCGAGAGCUUCCGGAGGCACUUCAACAACCAGCUGCUGUGCAGACAGCACAAAUACCAAGAGCACAACACCAGCUACCUCCAGAGCACCUCUGCUAUCCGCAUGACUUCCAUCAGGAAGAGUACACCUGCUGUUGCCAACGGACAUGGCCACAAAACAGGAGUCUGCAUUUAGCAUUUGUUCUCCAGAUUGAUCAAAACCUCAGCAUAAUGGUUGCUGGUGACUCACAUUUAGGUUUAGUUGAAGUGUUUGGUGACCCAGCUGGGUAUACGAGCGGUUAUUGAAGCAGGGAAGACAGAGGGAUUACUCCUGUAUAUAUUGCAUGCACUUUUUUUUUUCAUCGGUUGCAGUGUUGCUUGAGCCCAAGAAUGAAAUUUGCUUCAUUUUUGAAACAUUAUUCUUAUUGCAAACAGAAGGGAAUGGAUAUCUCGCUGAUAAAUGAAGACUAAUUAUAUUUCUCCUCAACCAAAACACAAUUUCUGCCUGUAUAAAAUAUCA